AUGUCCUCUUCAACAUCAGAACUACGAGACCAACCAAAAUGCUGGACAAAGGGAGAAUACGUAGUCUCAACCGACGUAUCCCGAAUCCCUAUCAAAACUCUAAACACCUGGUACGCCGGCGAAGAGUUCUACUGGGCAAAGCCAAUGCCGGAGUCCGCUUUGCGCGAAACAUUGCAGAACUCCCUCUGCUUCGGGCUGUACCAUGAUCCAGACCAAACCUUAAGCCAGUCAGACAAGACACCAGAGAACGACGAAUUGGCAGACUCCACAAUCGAAUUCGUCGGCUUCGCCCGCUGCGUAACAGACUACACAACAUUUCUCUUUUUGACGGAUGUCUUUGUACUUGCCUCGCUCCAGGGCCGAGGCCUGGGAACUUGGCUUGUAAGCUGUGUGCAGGAGGUUAUCGAGACAAUGCCCUAUCUUCGGAGAUCGCUGCUGCUUACUAGGGAUUGGAAACGGUCGGUGCCGUUUUAUGAGAAGGUUAUGGAUAUGGAGCUUAUGGUAUGCAACCCUCCUGUUAAUGGGAAGGAUGCGGUGGGAUUUGCUAUUAUGCAGCGGAAGUCUUGGGGGGCUCCUGGGUUUGGGGAGAAGCCCUAG
Penicillium psychrosexuale is the source of this 597-nucleotide messenger RNA. RefSeq names its product GNAT family N-acetyltransferase. The record is from RefSeq and is a predicted model, not a curated record. Lineage: Eukaryota; Fungi; Ascomycota; Eurotiomycetes; Eurotiales; Aspergillaceae. The coding region runs from base 1 to 597 and encodes 198 amino acids. The transcript has a single exon. Gene Ontology annotation, molecular function: acyltransferase activity, transferring groups other than amino-acyl groups.